Molecule: messenger RNA, 570 nt
Organism: Fusarium subglutinans
Lineage: Eukaryota; Fungi; Ascomycota; Sordariomycetes; Hypocreales; Nectriaceae
Exons: 1
Coding region: 1-570 (189 amino acids)
Source: RefSeq, a predicted model, not a curated record
AUGUACGUCGACGAGAACCAGAACUUUCGACUCCGGGAUAAAGCGAAAGAAGAGAUGACCUCACUCCCCCUGAUUUCGGCAUACAGUGACAAUAACGUGGAGGAGCUCAUGGGCUUACUCAACUAUCUUUCAUCUUACCAACUUGUAGCUGAUAUAACACAAGGCUCGGGAGGUCGACGCCCAAACUUACAGUAUGAGAUAAAAGAAGCUUCAAAGGAUGAUCAAAACCCUACGCCCUUUGAGUUCGCUCCUAGCUCUGAGAUUGUUGCAAAAGAGGAGUUCCUACAGGAUGUCUUUGUGGACAUCGAUAUCCCCGACCUUCUCGAUCCUAUCAAGAACAACCCUGACUUCAAGAUGAGCGACCGCUUCAAGACGUUCAUCACCAACACUGCGGUGGACUUCCGUGAUUACGAAUUACCGGACUUGACGAGGGAUCCUUCUAAACUAAGAUCCCGGGCGGCCAACCGCGCGGAUGCGAGGCGACCACGAUUCAGUGCCUGGGUGGUGGAAGAGGUUACUAUUACUACUGAAAGACGUAGCAACGGCAGUUAUAUUACUUAUCAGAAUUAG